Plasmodium falciparum 3D7 is the source of this 5901-nucleotide messenger RNA. RefSeq names its product putative WD repeat-containing protein. Bases 1 to 5901 code for a protein of 1966 amino acids. NCBI's taxonomy places the organism in Eukaryota, Apicomplexa, Aconoidasida, Haemosporida, Plasmodiidae. The record is from RefSeq and is a predicted model, not a curated record. The transcript has 11 exons.
AUGCUCGUAUGUGAGCAUUUAUAUGUAAAUAGAAAAUUAAAUGGUAAUAAAAUUAAAAAAGAAAUAGGUAGAUUUGAGAGUUUAUGUACUAGCCAAAUUUCUAUAUUUUGCAAUCUUCGAAGGAAUGUGUUUUCAAAUUUUAAUAGAAAUGAUUUAAUUGAUCAAAAUAUUGUUUAUUUAAAUGUAUGUAAUAAUGAGACAUAUUAUAAUAAAGCUCAUGAAGAAAAUGAUAAAGUGAAGGUUUAUGAAAAAGAAAUACAAAAUUUUUAUAAAUAUGAUAAAUUACGAUAUGUAGAUGAACAUAAUAAUAUAUGUUGUAAUUUAAUUAAGGAUAUUUUUUUAUAUGGUGUUAAUUUAAAUGUAGAUAUUUUUAUAUUAAAAAAUUCAAAUAUUAUAUUUUUUCUUCAAAAUGUAAUAAAUAUAUAUAACCCAUUGAUUAAAAGUUUAAGGGUUAUAUAUACGAAGAAGGACUACAUGAUAACAUGUUCUUCUCUUUUUAAGGACACAUUGAUAAUAGUUUUAUAUAGCUCAAUAAAUUAUUCAUGCAUACAAAUAUAUGAUCUAGAUAAGGGAAUUCUUAAAGAAGAGAUUUCUUUGAGGGAUUAUGAUUACUAUGAAAAGAUUUAUAUUCAAAAGGAAAAUAAUUAUUUCCUUUUAAUAACGAAUAAGAAUAUAUUAAAAGUACUUGAUUCAGAGAAAAAGGUUUUUAUUUUUAAUGUAUACUUAUAUCUUGAAUAUAACAACAUUUUACAGUAUUAUGAUUUUUUUCUAAUACUAAGGAAAAAGAAACUGUACCUCUGGAAUUUGGAAAGAACAUACACAGGAUUAAAAUUAAAGGAAAAUAUAUUGGAGGUUGAUAAAAAUAUGCAUGUGAAUUGUUUUUGCACACAUGGAAAAAAUAUAUUCAUUGUAACGUCCAAGGGGAAUUUAUACCUAUGGAAGGAUUUAGUUCAGAAAAUUGAAAUAAAGAGAUACAAUGUGGAAGAGCCUUUUGAUAAGAAUAUUCAUUAUAUACACUAUUAUGAUAAUUAUAUAACUACCAAGGGAAAUGAAUCAAUAAAAUUGUGGUUGUGUAAAUUUUCACUGAAUAGCAUAUCGGAAUGUAGUUGCGUAUACAUUGAGUUUGAACAGGAAACAAAAAUUUGCUUAAAUAUUAAUAAAAUAAUUGUUCAUGAUAAUUUUUACUUGAUUUUAGAUAAAAAGAAUUGUACUAUUUAUACAUGCAAGAAAAAUAAUUAUGAAGAUAUAGGUAUAUUUUAUAAUGAUCAUAACAGUAAGAUUAAAAAUAUAUUUUGCUUGGAUAAGAAUAUAUUUAGUUUCGGUGCUAAUGGGAAAUUAUUUGAUUAUAUAAAGAAAGAUAAACAAAUUGAACGAACUUUUUGCUUACAUAAAUUUAAGUAUUCUAUAACAUGUGUAAAAUAUUUAUACAGUGAAGAUAGUUUUCUUUAUUUUUGUGUUGGAUUUAAUAAUGGAGUCAUAAAAAUAAUAAAGAUGAAGCAUUUAUAUUUAGAUAUUAUAUAUUGUUUAAAAACAAGUAAUAAUGAAAUAAUUAAAAUAGAAAAGAGCCAAAAUUCUCAAUUUAUAAGUAUAUUAGCUGAUGAAGAACCAUAUGUUUUUUUCCUAUAUAAAUCAUCUAACAUAUUUAUGCCAUUAGGUUAUUUAAAAAUCAAUGAAGCUCAUUUAAAAGAAUGUUUCUAUUUCUCUUAUUUUAAUUCUUUUUAUAUACUGGGUGAUAAUAACUAUUUUUUUAAAAUUGAUGUCAAAAAAUUAGAAGAGCAAAUUAAACAAGAAGAAAUGAGUAAACAAGUUGGACAUUCAGAAGGAAAUGGAAAUGGAAAUGGAAAUGAAUAUAUUAAUAUGAUGGAAAAAAAAAAAGAUAAUAAAAACAUUUAUUUAAACGAUUAUAUAAAUGAUGAAAAUGGUGAUGUAAAAAAGGAUGCACUUAAUAAUAACGAGCAACAAAAUAAUAGCGAUUAUGAUUUAUCCGUAAAAUAUGAAAUAAUUAAAAUUACAUUUAAUGCAGAUGAGAGAAAUAAAAGAUUAAUAAAAAGGUACAAAAAUGAACAUAAUGAAUUGAACAUGUACAAUAAAGAUACAAAUAAAAUUAAUAACAAAAAUGACGAUGGAAAUAAAUAUGGAGAUAAUGAAGCAACAAACAUAGAACAGGAAGGCAUGGAAGAAUUUUUUGAAGAAAUGGAAGGUUUAGAAAAUGAAAGUGAUAAUGAAUACAAAGAAAGUAACUCUUCUAGUAAUUUAUCAGAUAAUACAUAUAAUAAAAUGAAUUUUUAUAGAGAAAAAAUAAAUUUGACUCAAAACAUGCAAGAUUUACAUUCCGAUAAUAAUAAGGAUAUAUUUAUACUAAAAAAUAAAAAAAAAAAUUUGAAAAGAUACAUUGAAAUACUUUUCCAUAAUAAAACGAUCAAAAAUAAAAGAUAUGAAAAUAAUGAUGAAUUACCAAAAAAUAUGUUAAGUUUAUAUUUAGAACGUGAUAAUAGGAAAAUAAUAUAUAAAGAAGAACGUAAUACAAAAAAUAACAACAUCAAUAUUGAUCAUCAUAAUAAUAAUAAUAAUGGAGAUAAUAUGAAUUAUGCAAGAUUAAAACAUGAUACGAUAAAUAUAUGUUGUGUAACAAAAUCAAAAAAGAAUCGCGGAUUUUUCAUUGCUACACAAGGUGUUAAAAAUAAUUAUCUCUUUUUUUUAAAUUUAGAUAAAAAAGACAUAAUAAAAUAUAAAUAUACCGAUUCUAAAGAGGAUACGCAUAUUGAUAUUAUCAUGCCCAGAAUCAUAUACAAAAUUGAUAAUAAAAAUUUUCUACCUAAAAGGACAUAUAUCUAUAAAAUGAUAAUUAAUGAAAUAAAGGAUUUAUUAUUUUGUUUAACUAAUAAUAAUGAAAUAUAUAUUUUUUCAAUUAAAUUUUUUUUCUUGUAUUAUUAUAUAAAAAUACCUGUUUAUGAAAAGGUAAGGAAUAUAUUUAUAAAUAACAAAAAUGCAACUACUACUAGUAACAAUAAUAAUAAUAUGAAAAAAAAUAAUAAUAUGAAUAAUAAUUUUCAAUAUAUAUUCAUAUGUUUAAAUAAUAAUAAAUACAUACAAUUGAAUUUUAAUUAUCCUUUCUUUUAUCUAUUGAAUGUUAUCAAAAGAUAUCAUAUCAAUAUCAAAAAAUUCAUGCAUUCUUUUAUGAUUCCUAAUAAAAUGUUCUUGUCGUACGAUUCAAUACACCAAUAUUUUAUUGAAGAAAUACAUGAUUAUAUUGUAGAAGAGUUUAUAAAGAAAAGAAAAAAGAAAACUAAUCUUAUGCCCUUUAAAUAUGAAGAUAUCACAGAUGACUUAAAUUUCAUAAUAGAAUUGUUAGAAAUACAUAAUGAAGAAGAAAAAAAAAACAACCAAGAAAAAGAUGAUAAACACGCACAAGGGCAAAAUGAAAAGAACAAAAAUGAUAUUACAGAUAUUUGGGAUUUUAUACAACAAAAUAAAAAAGAACAAGAAGAAGAAAUAGAAGAACAAAAGAAAAAAAUUGAUUUAAUCCUAAAUUAUGAUCAAAAAAAUAUAAGCACAUUUUUUAAUAUAAAUAGUAAUAAUAUGAAAGAUGUAGAUAUUCAAUAUAGUUUAAGAGAUACAAAGGAAUAUCAAAGGAAUGAAGAAAAAUUUAGAAAAGCAUUAUUAUAUAAACAACAUAUUCAUAUGAAAAUAAAUAAACUGAAAAAAAAAUAUAUAAAAUUAAAUAAGAGAAAUAAGUUUCUAAUAGAUUUGGAUUACUCUCAUUAUAUAUAUGAAAUGUUACAACAAAAUAUACAAGAAAUUAAAAAUGUAUUUAUGUAUCAUGAGCAAGAAUAUGAUAAUAGAAUAAAAUAUUUAUCCAAUAAAUUUAUUAGAUUAAGAUAUAUUAAAAAUCCUAUAUAUGCUUUUAAUGAUAAAAAUCAUUUUUAUGCUAAAUCCUUAAAAAUGUAUUUGAAAAACUAUACAUUUAAAAAGAAGAAUAGAAAAAUCACGACAAAGGAAAAAAAGAUAAAAGAACCAAAGCAAACAUUAGAAUUAACAACAGAAAUUAAGGACUGUUUACAAAAUUUUAAUGAACUAAGAGAAAGAAAUAAAAAUGUAAAAAUUAUAAAUAAUGAAGAAAAAAUUGAAGAAAUUUGCAUUAAAAAAAAAAUUAUAAAAAUGUAUGAAGAAAUGUUGUUAAAACUGGAAAAAAUGAGUGAAGAGCGAAAGGAGAUGGACGAGCCAAGGAAAAUCAAGCACAUCAGCAAAAUUAUUAGGCAUUAUGAAGAAAAUAAGAAGAAACUAUUAGUUCAAAUAAAUUAUAUUAAGGAAACAUUUAACCAGUAUUAUAUGGCAUUAAAAUCUCGAAUAUCAAUAAAAUUAACCCAUGUUAUAGAAGAAAUAGAAUUUCUAAAAGACACAUUGAAAACAGAAAUGAUAAAACAUACUGAAAAUAAAGAUAAUAAUGACCAAGGAAUUGAUACAGAUAUUAAGAUGGUUGGUGAGGUACAUAUAAAAAAUAUAGUAAAUGUAAAUAAUUGUAAUGAAAACGAAAGGAUACAAUAUGAAUUAAACAAUAUAAAUUGUGAACAUGAUAAAAUAAAAAAGUAUGAAAGCUUUUUAGAACAUGUUAACAAUUUUUUCUCAUAUGCAAAUAAAAAAAAUGAUAAAAUAUAUAAUAUCAAUUGGGAUCCUUUAUUUUUUGAGAAAAAAUACCAACAUUAUAAAAAAGAAGAUGUAGAACGUACAAUAGAAUAUUUUAUAAAAAAAUGUGAUAAGGAGAUUUAUAACCUGCACAUUAAAAGAAUACAAGCUAUACGACUUAUCAAAUAUAUAUCACUAAAAGUUAUUUCCAUAGAUGAAAAAAAUAAUAUAUUAAUAGAGCUAAGGAAAAAAGAGUUAAAAUUAAGAAGACAAAAAAGGGACUAUAUCAAAGAAAUGAAGAAUAUUGAAAAUCAAAUAAACGUCUAUGUUGAUGAAAUGGACACUUUAUUACAAGAAAUGGAAAUACAAAAUCAAAGCCGAGAUAAGAUUCUCGAAAAGCUAAAAGAACUUAUGGGAGAUAACACCUUGUGCUAUGACAAUUUAAUAAAAUGCUUAAAAAAAACUCAAGAUGAUUUGUCAGGAGAAAGUGAUGGGAGUGAAGAUAAGUGUAACGAAUUAGAAGCAACAAAUUCGAUUGUUGAUAUAUAUAAUAAAGAAGAAAUUGAAAGCAUAAAAAAAGAAAAUGCUUCCAUUUUAAGCAAUAUAAAUAAUAUAAAAAAAAAUAUGGAACUUAAAAAAAAUGAACAACGAAAAUUAAAUAUAAAGAAGAAAAAUAUUGAAAAAGAAAUUGAAAUAAUAAAUGACGAAAUCAAUAUUAUAGAAGAUGAUAAAAAAAAAAAUAUAUCAGAAGUAAAAUUCUAUAUUACUUUAAAAAUAUCAAAAUUAAGAAAUAUUGAUUAUCUUUAUGACAAAAAAAAAUAUCGUCUCAAUUUAGCAAGCCAAUGUACAGUACUUAGUAUUGAACAAUAUAAAGAUAUUAUGACAAAAAUGGAUACGAUUACCAGAAAAAAAGAAAAAUUAUAUAUGAAAUAUAAAUAUUUAAAAAAAGAAAAUACUGAAUUAGAAAAUAUUAAUAAUAAACUACAAAAAACUGUUAAUGAAAAAAAAAAUCAAUUGAAAAAUAAACUAAAAAAACAUGAUUUAAAUUUUGAUUUUAAUGACUUGGAAAAAAAAUAUCAGGAAAAAAAAAAAAAAGGCAUUUUACAAGAAAUCAAAAAUAAAGAAAUAGAAAAUAACAAAAAGAUUAAUAUUCUCAACAAAGAAUUUGAUCAAAAAAUGAAUAUAUUAAAUCAAACCAGAAAAGAAAAUACUGAUUUAUUGGUAAAAAUUAAUGAAUAUAUACAAAUACUUAAAGAGCUAAAAAAUGAAGAAAAUUAA